This is a messenger RNA of Pieris brassicae (large cabbage white), 967 nucleotides long. Its product is annotated as peptidoglycan-recognition protein LB-like. NCBI's taxonomy places the organism in Eukaryota, Metazoa, Arthropoda, Insecta, Lepidoptera, Pieridae. The record is from RefSeq and is a predicted model, not a curated record. The coding region runs from base 160 to 858 and encodes 232 amino acids. Gene Ontology annotation, molecular function: zinc ion binding; N-acetylmuramoyl-L-alanine amidase activity. The transcript is spliced from 5 exons. Gene Ontology annotation, biological process: peptidoglycan catabolic process.
UCGCUAAAGACAGUGGCAUGUUUUUAGUGCAGAUUUUUAUAAUAGGAAUCAAAUAUUUCGUGUGUCUAACGUAGUUGUUAACAAAACUAUUUUCGCGGCAGUGCCUUCAAAAAUACCUUAAUAUAGGAAAUUUUAGUUUAAUUGCAGUCAGAAUUAGUGAUGGUGUAUAUAUUUUAUUUGGAACUACUGAUGUGCACCGUUACAUUUGCUAAAAGCGUUCCGGCUGACUUUAAAGAGGAACCAUUGGAAAAUGAGGUAAUCACAUACGACUUUCCAUUCGUAAGGCGUGGAAAAUGGAACGCAAGGAAACCCAAACACACCCUGCAUCUAAAUGUACCUGUUCCAUAUGUUGUAAUCCACCACUCCUAUUCACCACCUGCCUGCGAAGACGGAAUCAGCUGUGCGCAAGCAAUGAGGUCUAUGCAGAAUUACCACAUGGAUGAGCAUGAAUGGUGGGAUAUUGGAUAUAAUUUUGGUAUCGGCGGUGAUGGAGCUGCGUACGAAGGUCGAGGUUGGACAGUCCUUGGUGCUCAUUCACUGCGCUUUAAUAACUACAGUCUUGGAAUAUGCCUUAUUGGGGACUGGAGAUAUAAAGUACCGCCAGCGCGACAAAUAAAAACCGCUAAAGAAUUAAUAUCCACUGGUGUAGAUCUCGGAUUUAUCAAAACAGAUUAUAAACUCAUAGGUCAUAGACAAGUGAGGGAAACAGAAUGUCCUGGCGAUGCGCUUUAUGAAGAGAUAAAACAGUGGAAGAAUUACUCUCCAUUUCCGGCUACAGUGACGGAUUUGCCGGAUGUUGUAGAGAUACCAGAGUCUAUUAGAGGACAGUGGAAGGAGAAUGGGACUAUGAAAAGUUGAAAUGACUGAAUCUGAAGGCUAAGUUAAAGUAGUUUUAGGUGUUGUAGAAGUUUAAUAAAAAAGUUCCUUAACAUUAUUUAUCUACGUAAUAAAAUUUAUAAUACAUAUU